Messenger RNA from Micropterus dolomieu (smallmouth bass), 2821 nucleotides. It is a transcript of the gene kif25, whose product is annotated as kinesin family member 25. Gene Ontology annotation, cellular component: kinesin complex; microtubule. Gene Ontology annotation, molecular function: ATP hydrolysis activity; ATP binding; microtubule motor activity. Bases 304 to 2106 code for a protein of 600 amino acids. Gene Ontology annotation, biological process: microtubule-based movement. Lineage: Eukaryota; Metazoa; Chordata; Actinopteri; Centrarchiformes; Centrarchidae. The record is from RefSeq and is a predicted model, not a curated record. The transcript is spliced from 16 exons.
CACUUGCCGUCCCUGUGCUUUCCCACCAGGAACAGCCCACUUGCCAAUCCACAAUGACCCAGUCUUAAUCGGGCCAACUUAAUCUGAUCCAUCCGAGGCAAGAUAAUUGAUUUCCCAGGCUGGCUGUCAUCCUCCUCCUCCGCCUCCUCUGCGAGGCAGACAGGUGAGCAGAGUUGAGAGAGAGCUGUUGUUGACCGUUAAUCGGAUUAUAUGACAUGAGAGGACACGACUUGAUCAGCUGAGAAGGGAAGGGACGAGGUUAUUCUUUUCACUUCUUAACAAACUUCUUCUCUUUGAGCAAUAAUGCCUCUUUUUAUUAACCGGGACCAAAUAUUUGCGCAUCAGGUGCACCUGCUGGAGCACAAACUGAGGAGUAAAGAGGAGCGAAUACUGGAACUGGAGACAGAGAAUGCUAUUCUUCAUUUAAGACUUGCCGAGUGUCUGGGGAAACUCCGUCGGGACCAUGAAGAGGAGACCAAGGCCCUGAACCAUCAUCAGCUGCAGAGGAAUGCACAGAGGACAACCCGGUCAGCCCUCGCCAAACUCCUGUUCGAGGUCCAGGCUGUGAAGCAGGGCUUGAGUGAAGUUUUUGCAGUGUAUUUGACUUUUGCCACUGAGCUGGAGGAGCAGAGCAAGCAGUUCCUGGAAAAAGUGGAGCAAGCCAGCUGUUCUCUAAAUGGUCACCGUGGAGACGAGAUUCAGAAUUUGCAAACUCGUGUCGAAGUUCUUGAGCGCUCUGUGGAGGAGGAGAGGGAGAGGUGCAGGGCAGAGAGGCAGAGGAGGAAAGAACUCCAUAACACAGUUGUGGAGCUGAGAGGGAACAUCAGGGUUCACUGCAGGGUGCGACCAGUUCUACCCUUUGACCAUAUCCAGUCCUCCAGCUCUGGAUCACGACCUUUGUCAUCAGAAGAAGUGGUCUGUGCAAUCAGCGACGACACAGUGAUGGUGAAUUGCAUAAAACCAGGUGUGCAAGUGCACAACAAGAUGUUUGAGUUUGAGAGAGUGCACGGACCAGAGGAUUCACAGGAUGCCGUGUUUGAGGAAGUAAAGCCGCUCCUCACAUCCCUGCUGGACGGCUAUAAUGUGUGUAUCAUGGCGUACGGGCAGACAGGCAGUGGGAAGACUUACACCAUGAUGGGAUCCCAGCCACUGGAGGAGCACUCAGGGACGCAGCGGGAGUCACAGCAGGGUAUUAUCCCGAAGGCUGCUGCUGAGCUCUUUCGGCUGAUCUCUGAGAAGCCCACAGAAAGCCACACGGUGGAGGUGUCAGUGAUGGAGGUGUACAACAACGAAGUGUUUGACCUUCUGGCCAGAGAUGAGAAGGGCAACGCCGCCAGCCAGCGCCGGGACGUCAUCACCACCUCCUCUGGUACCAGCCAGGUCACCGCCCUCAGAAACGAGCCUGUGUGUAAUGCCUCUGAGGUGAUGCAGAUAAUCAGCAGCGUUUUGAAACUCAGGGCUCACUGUCCCACCCUUGUCCACACCGACUCUUCACGCUCUCACGUCAUUGUCACCCUCACCAUUUCCUCCAAGAGCCCUAACGCACAGGCCCUGGCCGCCAGGCUACAGAGCGCCAAGAACGACAUGCAGCACCCCACCCAGAAGUGGUGGAGUCCACGCUGCCGCCGUGCCAACCCUGCCGCCUGCCACUCAUCCGAUGAACUCUUUGCAAGCCCCGCCUCCUCUCCCUGCCCCUCGCCUUCUCAUUCCCCAUGUCCCUCCCCGAGGCCCAGCAUCUCACAGGCUCUGUUCAGGACCAAGCUGCAGCUGGUGGACCUGGCGGGGAGCGAGUGUGUCGGUAUGUCUGGAGUUUCUGGUGCAGCUCUGUGGGAGGUGUCCUGUAUAAACCGCAGUCUCUCUGCUCUCUCUGAUGUCCUGGGAGCUUUGGCUGAGCAGAGGCCACACAUCCCCUACAGGAACAGCAAACUCACUCAUCUGCUACAGGAUUCCAUAGGUGGCAACGCCAAGCUGCUGGUGAUGCUGUGCGUCUCUCCCACGCAGCGCUUCAUCGCUGAGUCUCUGCAGUCUCUGGGCCUUGGCGCGCGAGCCCGUCAGGUCCAGAAGGAGGUACCUCGUAGGAAGAAUAACACCCUCAAAAUUAAGUGACGAGACGGAGAAAGAGCUUUCAUUCUUUGCAGACUCUGUAGCAACAUGGAUCCUUUCAUCACACCAACAGAACCAAUUUGAGGGUAUUUGAUAGAGUAUGUGGGCCCUUCUAAAAAAAAAGUCCACAGCCUUAAACAGUAUGACAAUAUCUCACUGCAGAUUAUUAGACAUCUUAUUUGAUCAAUGGGUUACUAGGGGCUGCAUGCUCAUUAGUUUUAGCAGGGCUAAUCCUACUUUUUUAAACUCCUAAGCUCUACAAGAAUAACAGUAAUAAACUAUUUCUUACCCUUUGUAGUUACGCUAACUGGGAAAUUUAUUUAUGGCUGUUGUAAAUAGAUAAAUGUCUUAUGGCUGUUCUGCUAGAAUGUAAAGCACAGUAUUAGUGUGUACAUGUAAUAACCCAGGCAAUGAGUAGUUGGAGUAUAUUACACAAAAAAUUUUUACUAUAGAAUCACUGUAUAUAGCAGUUUUCCAAUUUACUCUUAAAUGUAUUCUGCUGUAAAUACAUUUCCGUACUUGAUGCUCAUGCCAUGCCUUUUUUUUUUUUUUUUUUUUUAGUGCUUUGGGAGCAGCCAUGUUUACAGUAUUUAUGUACAUUUUGAUGCAUUCUGUAUCUGUAAACAUCACUUUCUUUUCGGUUACCCAUGACAAAUCCUUCUAACGCCUUGAUAGAAUAGUCUCAGUAGAACAUGGUAUAAUUAUUACUUUAAAAUAA